This is a messenger RNA of Diplodia corticola, 2511 nucleotides long. Its product is annotated as fad binding domain-containing protein. The transcript has 3 exons. Lineage: Eukaryota; Fungi; Ascomycota; Dothideomycetes; Botryosphaeriales; Botryosphaeriaceae. Gene Ontology annotation, molecular function: FAD binding. The coding region runs from base 1 to 2511 and encodes 836 amino acids. The record is from RefSeq and is a predicted model, not a curated record.
AUGGCCGACAGGAAAUUCCGGGUCGCCAUCGUCGGCGGCAGCAUCGCAGGGCUCACGCUGGCGCUCGCGCUGGAAAAGAGCGGCAUCGACUUUGUGGUGCUCGAGGCCUACCCGGAGAUAGCGCCACAGGUCGGCGCCAGCAUCGCCGUCCUGCCCAACGGCUUCCGCGUUCUCGACCAGCUUGGCUGCUACGAGGACCUGCUCAAGAGGGUCAAUUGCACCAUUGACAACUUCAUAAUUCGAGACUCGGACGGCCGCGUCUUGACCCACGUGAAGCACUUGGACCACCACUUGGUGCAAAGGCAUGGCUACCCGAUGAUCUUCUUUGAGAGGCGCAUGGUCAUCGACGUCCUCUACCAGCACAUCGCUCAGAAAGAAAAGGUUCUCACAUCCAGGAGAGUGACUGCCGUCGAAGAACGCGACGACGGCGUCACGCUCACCACCGAGAAUGGCGAGCAUUUCGCAGCAGACAUCGUCAUCGGCGCCGACGGAAUCCACAGCACCGUCGGGAAAGAGAUCUGGAAAACGAACAGCAAGCGCGACCCCACCGCCACGAAAGGUGCCCUCGCUCCCGACGAAGCAGCGAACUCAGCUAACCACCCUCCAGACAAGCUUCCGGUGCAGUACCGCUGCCUCUUCGGCAUCUCAGAGAAAGUCCCCGGCAUAGCCGAAGACGUACUCCACCACGUGACCAACAUAGGCUCCUCCCUGUUCGCAGCCUCCGGCCCCAACGACCGCACGUACUGGUGCCUCUUCAUCAACACCGGGACCACCUACCACGGCGACGACCUCCCGCCCUACACCGACGAGGACGAGGCCGCAACCGUGCGCCAGCACCGCGACGACGCCAUCACCCCGACCGUCAACUUCGACGCCCUCUACAAGCGCAAGCUCAUGUCCGUCUGCACCCCCGUCCACGAAUACGUCCUGGGCACGUGGCACUCCCCGCGCUGCAUGGUCGUCGGCGACGCCGUGCACAAGUUCAACCCCAUCAUCGGCCUCGGCGGAAUGUCCGCCAUCGAGACCUGCGCCGCCCUCACCAACAACCUGCACGCCCUCCUGCAGUCCCACGCCUCUUCGUCCUCCCCCAUCCCCUCCUCCGCCAUCGCCGCCGCCUUCGCCGCCACCCAAUCCCUCCGCCAGCCGCGCGCCGCCGCCCUCGUCGCCGUCUCGCGGCAGACGCAGCACCGCUUCGCCAUGGAGACGCUCCCGCUGCGCCUGCUCAACCGCUACGUCUACCCCGGCAUGGGCGCCGCCGCCGCGCUGCGCCUCCUCUCCGAGGCGUAUCCGGGCGCCGUGAGCCUGGCCACGCUGCCGGUGCCGCAGAAGCCGCGGCGCUUGCCGUACCACGACGAGUUGCUGAGGGAGCCGGGGGCGGGGCGCGGGGGGAUGGGGAGGGUGGGGGGUGUUGUUGCGGGGUUGGUGGGGAUGGCGGCGCUGGGGCGGUACGUGUUGUUUGGGGUUGGGAAGGCGAACGGGGCGUUUGGGCUGGUGAGGGAGAAUGCGGUGAGGGGGGCGGUGGAGGAGAUGGGCGGGUUGCGGUUGAAGGAGGUGUUUGGGUUGGGGAAGGGGUCGGCGCUGGGCAGGAUGGCGCGCGUGUUCGUGACCAUCUUCUUGCCUGUCGUGGCGGGUGCGGGGCCCCGCGGCGGGGAGAGCAGGCUGCAGGCUGGGUACUUUUUGGUUUCGGUGUUCUUGCCGCUGCUGGCGGUGAUGCUGGUCGAGUCGUAUCGGAAGAGGAACACUUGGUCCCUGCUCUGGAGCCCUGCCAUCUGGACGCCGCUGGCACAACUGCUCGGCCUCGCCAUCGUCCUGCCCCUGUACGUCCUGGCCUUCUUCCACGCCUCGCAGGGCAUCGCCUACUGGAUGCCCGCCGAGCGCUGCGUCCCGCACUCGGCCAGCAAAGCGCUGCUCCCGUCCGUGCUCCUCGGCUUCCUCGUCCCGUCCGCGCUCAUGGUCCUGCUGGGCGCCGAGUCGCCGUACAUCCAGGAAGUCAUCGCGCUGUGGCAGCUGACGCCCGUGCUCGUCAGCCCGUUGAGCAUCGCCCUCGCGAAGCUGCAGGGGGGCAGCCGCCCGGCGAAGAGCGCCGCCGACGCCCCCGUCGAGGACUACCAGGACCUCGACAUGCCGCAUCUGAAGCGCCUCUACGACGUCCUCUUCCUCGUCGCCGCUGCCGUGCACGUCGCCGUGCUCGCGCUGCUGGCCUCGUCGCCGGAUGCGUCCGUCGUCGGCGCUUUCGUGCCCGCGCACCCGCUGAGCCCCGUGUCGACCGUUGCGGCGGGCAUGAAGAUCUUCUUCCAGUUCGACCUGCUCAUGGUCGUGCUGACUACGCUUGUGUGGCUGGCGUUGAACGUCUGGGACAUGAAGCGCGUGGGAAUCGUCGGCUUGCCCGUGGCCAAGGCCGUGGUCGUGCUGCUGCUUGGGAAUGUGCUGGUUGGGCCGGGCGCUACUCUUGUGGCGUUCUGGAGAUGGCGCGAGGACCACAUGGCGAGGCCUGGGCUCAAGGCCUUCUGA